This is a messenger RNA of Sinocyclocheilus grahami, 447 nucleotides long. RefSeq names its product F-box protein 36a (gene fbxo36a). NCBI's taxonomy places the organism in Eukaryota, Metazoa, Chordata, Actinopteri, Cypriniformes, Cyprinidae. The coding region runs from base 1 to 447 and encodes 148 amino acids. The record is from RefSeq and is a predicted model, not a curated record. The transcript is spliced from 3 exons. Gene Ontology annotation, molecular function: protein binding.
AUGGCGUCUCUGCUGAGUGAGAUACUGUUUGAAACCGCUGGACAAGGCCCACCUCCCUCUAAAGACUUCUUCCAGUUUGUUAUCACACAAAAGGAGGUUAUAUGGAGGUGGUGGAAGAUUUCAGUUCGGUCUGAAUUCAGAGGAGCACCACCUGGAGAGAUAAAACAGUUGCACAAUGACUUUUUGAACGAUGCAAGGUUGCAGGAGCAGCUAGCUGCAGUGUUCGGCACCAGGAUUCUGGACUACACUUUGGCCCUGUGUCGAGGGCAUGUUGACUACCUGGAACGUUUACCUGACAAGCUGCUCCUUAAAAUCCUUUCCUGCAUAUCCUUACAGGACAUUGGCCACCUCAGCCAAACCUCAAGCAGGUUUAGGAAGGUUAGACCAAUACCCUGUCCCUUUCUCCUCUGCUUUUUGAGCGAGGUUGCAAUCAGAUCAUAUCUGUAA